AUGGGACUUUAUGUUUCUGACAAUUGUGAGUAAAACAGAUUCAUAUUGUUGCUGGUUUCUGAUGCAGUUGGAAAUCCAUGCUGAUAUACAGUAGGUCUACCUGCUAGCACAGCAGGUUCAAGGCAGGCAGCAGACAUUAUUGCUUUUCAUAGGCCAAGUUGAAAGUGGCAUUUUGUGAUGUCAGAUAUGCCAGCAAUAUAUUCAUUUCAGGUUUUCCUUUUAUUUACUAAUGGGAACCAGGAAAUCACUGUUUCUCUAUCUCAAGUUUAUUCCCUUUCAAACUCAAUUCACAAAGGAUAGAUGAAGAAAACAUGCCAAAACUCAGAAGUUGCCAUGUCCAUGCUGGAAAUGAAACAAAAAUUGCACAAGAAGGUUCCAACAGUAGGAGAGUCAUCAAAUGGAAGUUAAGAUACUGAAACUAUCUUGAGGGGGGCCUGCCUUAUCCUCCAAGACCCCCAUGUGUAGAUUUACUAGAGAACCUGAUGCCACACAGUUCUUCAACCUAUCCAGCUCCCUUCAUAAUCUCAGAGUAAGCUCUCUUCAUUUCCUCCAAGCCCCCAUCUGGACUCCAAACUGAAGGCCAAAUAGGCUUCACAUCAUCUUCAGCCUUCUAUAAGCACUUCAUAUUGGAUGCUCUCUCCCUAUCCAGUUUCUCAUGGAGGUGAAACCAGCUUGGCAUAUCUCAACUCAUGUGAGGGCAAGGCUCAGGGAAGAGAGGAAUUGGUCUCUCCAUCUUGUGUGAACCAUCUGUCAAUCCUCUCAAUCCAGAUGCAGGAGGACCAUAGGAGCUCUCUCAAUAUCACACCAAUCCAAAAAUAACCCAGAGCAGUGGAAAAAAGCUUCCUGGAGUUGAUCAUCUGAAAGCUGAAAGAAAUCGAUCAGUGGGUGAUCUUGAUGGAAAAGAACCAACAUGCAUGAAGCAAUAUUGACAUCUCACCAAUGGUAGUAGCUGCAUAAGACAUGCCCAUGCAGAGUCCUCUGAGCAAGUUACAUAAUCUUCAACACUAUGAAGAACUGUUGAGCAUGGAUCAUUCCGCUUGUGCUGCUGACUCAGCAGUGAUGAAGGUCAUCAAACACUGUGAAGAAGAAGGUGCUGGAAACAUGGAGGUUGCACAAGGAGUUCUGCUGGGUUUGGUGGUUGAUAGUGUCCUUGAAAUCACCAACUGCUUCCCAUUCCCCAGACAUCUUGAUGACAACAUGGAUGAAGAGGACUACCAGCUGGAGAUGAUGCGGAAUCUGCGGAAGGUGAACAUUGACCACCUACAUGUUGGCUGGUACCAGAGCACGCAAAUGGCAAACUUUCUUAGCCCUCAACUCUUGGAAUCCCAGUUCUCAUACCAGACUUCCAUUGAAGAGUCUGUUGUCCUCAUCUAUGAUCCAGUGAAGACAGCGAGAGGCUUCCUGUCGAUCCGGGCGUACCGGCUCACGCCGGAGGCCGUGAAGCUCUACAAGGAGGACGACUUCUCGCCGGAGGCCGUGAAGAACCUCCGCCUGCCCUACAGCCGCUUGCUGCAGGAGAUCCCUAUCGUCAUCAGAAAUUCCACGCUGGUCAACUUGUUGCUGUUGGAGUUGCAGAAGAAGAAGGGGCCGGUGAAGGUCUGCGAGUCCCAGUUCAUGGAUCUUGGCACCACGUCGGUGUUGGAACGUCAUCUCCGUUGUCUGAUGGACUGCGUGGACGACUUGUCACAGGAGAUGAACAAGUUUAACAUCUACCAGCGACAGCUGGUGAAGCACCAGCAGACGAAGCACACUUACAUGCAGAAGAGGACGCUGGAGAACGAGGCGCGGCAGAUGCGGGGGGAGCCGCCGCUGCCGGAGGAGGACGUGAACAAGAUGUUCAAGAGCCUGCCCCCGCCACCCCGGCGAGAGACGCUCAUCGCGUCGGGCCAGGUGGAGAACUACUGCCAGCAGAUCUCCACGUUCGCCUCCCAGGCCCUCGGGAAGCUCUUCCUCGCGGAGGCUCUGCAGUGCGGCAAGAGUCAAAGCAGUAUAUGAGGGAGCGGGUCUUCUCUUCCGAUUUCGGCGAGGUGUCGCGUAUUUCCACGUUGAGAUUGCUCUGCUUUCGAAUGUAUUUCAUUGCUCGUUCUAAUUAAAGGAUUACGUCGACGAA
Messenger RNA from Darwinula stevensoni, 2110 nucleotides. Lineage: Eukaryota; Metazoa; Arthropoda; Ostracoda; Podocopida; Darwinulidae. The record is from the annotation of a GenBank genome assembly.